AUGACCGUUGAAACAAACCUAAAGCCAGUCUUCGCAAAGAUCAAUGACCUCAAGCCCAACUUCGUCAAAAGAUUGGGCCACGCGGUCUCGAUUCCAUCUGUUUCUGGAGACGAGUCACUCCGGCCAAAAGUUGUCAAGAUGGGAGAGUUUCUAGAGUCUGAGUUGAAAAACCUCGGUGCAGACGAUGUGGAGUUGAAGUUUAUGGGCGAGCAACCAGAGCCAGUCACGAACAAAGGCUUGGAGUUGCCUCCAGUGGUGGUUGCGCACUUUGGACACGAUGCAAGCAAGAAAACAGUGCUUGUUUACGGCCAUUAUGAUGUGCAACCAGCCUUCAAAGAGGACGGAUGGGACACCGAACCCUUCACACUGGUGCAGAAGGGCGACCGGUUGAUCGGCCGGGGCUCCACGGACGACAAGGGCCCUGUGAUUGGCUGGUUAAACGUGCUUGAGGCACACAAAGAGGCUGGAAUCGCCCUUCCGGUCAACAUAGUGACGUGCUUUGAAGGAAUGGAGGAGUCCGGGUCGAUUGGCUUGGACAAGUUGAUCCACGAGGAGGCCGACAAGGCAUUCAAGGGCGUCGAUGUGGUCUGCAUAUGCGAUAAUUACUGGUUGGGAACCCGGAAGCCAGUUCUCACCUACGGACUUCGUGGUGUUAACUACUACCAAAUGACCAUUGAGGGACCUUCGGCCGACCUCCACUCUGGAAUUUUCGGUGGUAUCGUGCACGAGCCCAUGACAGAUCUCGUUAAAUUGAUGUCACAACUUGUGGAUGGUGACGGAAAGAUCCUCAUUCCAGGAAUUGACGAAAUGGUGGCUCCAGUCACGCAAAAGGAGUCCCAAUUGUAUGAUGACAUCGACUACGACACUGCGGAAUUGGCCAAGUCGACCGGUGCCGCCGAUAUCUCCAUCUACAGUGACAAGAAAGACAUCUUAAUGCAUCGCUGGAGGUACCCUUCGCUCUCAUUGCACGGUAUAGAGGGUGCAUUUUCCGGAGUUGGCGAGAAGACUGUUAUCCCAGCCAAGGUUUCAGGCAAGUUCUCGAUCCGGACGGUUCCAAACAUCGCUUCUUCGAAGCUUACAGAGCUUGUUUCCGCCUAUUGCACCGAGAAAUUCGCCCAAUUGCACUCUCCAAACAAGUUCUCCGUCCAAUUAAUGCACGAUGGUGAUUACUGGUUGAGCGAUCCAUUCAACAAAGCAUUUUCGGCUGCAAAGAAGGCCACAAACUUGGUCUGGGGUGUCGAUCCCGACUAUAUCCGUGACGGUGGCUCCAUUCCUAUAACUUUGACUUUCGAAAAGGAGUUGAACACAAAUGCUGUUUUGCUUCCUAUGGGAAGAGGCGAUGAUGGUGCCCAUUCCAUCAACGAAAAGCUCAACAUGGACAACUACAUAGGUGGUGUCAAGACCAUGACUGCGUACUUGCACUAUUUGGGUGGCCAGUGA
Brettanomyces bruxellensis is the source of this 1440-nucleotide messenger RNA. It is a transcript of the gene DUG1, whose product is annotated as Cys-Gly metallodipeptidase. Bases 1 to 1440 code for a protein of 479 amino acids. Gene Ontology annotation, biological process: proteolysis. Lineage: Eukaryota; Fungi; Ascomycota; Pichiomycetes; Pichiales; Pichiaceae. The record is from RefSeq and is a predicted model, not a curated record. The transcript has a single exon. Gene Ontology annotation, molecular function: metallodipeptidase activity.